GCGACCUUUUCGAAUAACGCAUUGUCUUCAGAAGGCACUGGAGAAGUAGUGAAAGACAGUUGUCUUUUUGGCUUCACGCACGAUAACAGUUCGCAAGACUGCUAUGAUCCCUUCACAAUUCCUCCGACGCCUGUCGAUGCAUUUCCUCGCCCAGCAGCGUACGCGCGCUCUCAGCCAAGCCGUCAUCGACGAAAUCUCCUCUAUCGUUGGACAAGAAAAUGUCAACCGCUCGACUACGGUACGGCAGAAGCAUUCUUUUGAUCAGGGCCCUUACAACCCAGCUGCACCGGACAUAGUCGUAUUCCCAGGAAGUACCGCGGAAGUGAGCAGAGUCGCUCGUACCUGCUAUGAGCACGGAGUGCCCAUGGUUCCAUACGGCUACGGUUCCGGUUUCGAAGGCGGAGUUCAGGCAGUCAACGGCGGCGUCUGCAUCUGCUUCCAGAACAUGAACAAAGUCCUGGAAGUGCAAGGUAACGACCACACCGCCAUUGUCCAGCCGGGAGUCUCUUGGCGUGAAAUCAACGCCUUCGUCCACCAGUCUGGACUCUGGUUUCCCGUCGACACCGGCGUGGACAGUUCAAUUGGCGGAAUGUGCGCCACGUCUGCGUCCACAACGAACGCGAUUCUUUAUGGCACCAUGCGUCAGAACGCACUGAAUUUGGAGGUUGUCCUUCCGGACGGUAAGGUAAUAGAUACCGCCGGGAAAACCAAACGAUGCUUCAAAUCCACAGCGGGGUACAACCUCACGAGUCUGUUCAUCGGUUCUGAGGGUACGUUGGGUAUCAUCACAAAAGCCACCCUUCGCUUGUAUUGCUUGCCCGAAGUGAUAACAACGGCUGUUUGUACGUUCCCGACGGUAACAUCGGCCAUCGACACGGUAUUGCUUCUACUUCGUACGAAUAUCCCUGUCGCUCGGGUGGACUUUAUCGACGACUUGUCCAUUCGAGUGUGUAACCAGUUUACCAACAAGUUCACGCCCGCGGUACCUACGCUUUUCAUCGACCUUCACGCGACAAACUCCUCCACUAGCGAAUACAUCAAGGAUGUGAAGGAAAUCGUUCAUGAUAGCGGAGGCGGCGACUUCAAAUGGGCCACCGACAAGGAAGAGCGGAGUCGGCUCAUGUGGUCCAGGAACUCAUUAUACUUUGCUACGCGAACGAUGAAAUCGGAAGCUCGCGGUAUCCUAAACGAUGUCAGCGUCCCGAUAUCGAACCUCCCCGAGCUGAUAACAGAGACCAAGGAGGACAUUGAAGCCGUGGGCAUCGUGGGUUCGACGCUGGCGCAUGUCGGGGACGGGACCUUCCAUACGACGGUUCUCUUCGACCCAAGUAACAAAGAAGAGCUCGUCAAGGCACGGGAAGUAUCUGCUCGUAUAUCUGAUCGGGCCCUGAGGCUGGACGGAACGUGCUCGGCCGAGCACGGCAUUGGCCUAGGGAAGAAAGACUUGCUGCUCCGGCAGGUGGGGAAGGAUGGACUUGAACUGAUGAGGUCCAUCAAGAAGUCCUUCGAUCCUAAGAAUAUUAUGAAUCCAGGAAAGAUAUUUAGUUAGGAGGCGGGAUAUGAAUGGCAAUCAUGUGGUGGUUGGUCAAAGAGAUAAAAUUGUUUUUAAUGA
Molecule: messenger RNA, 1612 nt
Organism: Ornithodoros turicata
Lineage: Eukaryota; Metazoa; Arthropoda; Arachnida; Ixodida; Argasidae
Product: probable D-lactate dehydrogenase, mitochondrial
Exons: 1
Coding region: 104-1549 (481 amino acids)
Biological process (GO): lactate catabolic process
Cellular component (GO): mitochondrion
Molecular function (GO): FAD binding; D-lactate dehydrogenase (NAD+) activity; D-lactate dehydrogenase (cytochrome) activity
Source: RefSeq, a predicted model, not a curated record